UGUGUUCAGUUUGCUCUAGUGUCAUAAGAUGGUGCACUGACCUUUACGGAAAUGCAGGGUUGAAUGUACCCUUGGAGAGCUGUAAGGAAAAUACCGAUUUUUUUUUUUACCAUGAAUCCAAAUAAUCUGUUCGGGAGUUCGCAAGGGGGGGCUUUCCAAGCCCCUAGCAACACUAACAAGACUGGCUUGUUCCAGUCUUUUGGACAGCAGACCACAAGCAGCCAGACGCAGUCCAUCAGUUUUCUGCAGUCACCAGCAUUUGGACAGUCCUCACUCUCAAAUCAGCAGCCUACUCUCGGGAAUACCAUCUUCGGACAGACACCUUCUUUUGGCCAGAGGUCUGUAUUUGGACAGUCAUCUACGCAGUCCCCCACAGUGACAAUGAUGAGCCAGGCUCCAGCUUUUGGCCAGCCCUCCUUUGGACAGAGUAGCUCAGUUUUCGGUAGCGGCAGCACCACACUUGCUUUUGGACAGGCAGGUAGAUCGAACCAGAGCUCUGUGUUUAGACAGGCAGCCGCAUUUGGUCAGCCUUCAGGAUUUAGCCAGCAGGCCUCAACAUUUGUCCCCUCCCAGACAUCUUCAGGCUCUACCCCUACCAUUGGCUCCUCUCAGCCAAUGAGCAUUGGACAGCCACCCUUUGGUCAGCCUCUGUCCAGCAGUGUCACCUCAAAUACUUUAAGCUCAGCCCAGAGUGUAACUCAAAGCAGAGGCUUUGCACCGCCAGAGUUUAGUUUCAAGCCCUCCAAUGAAGUACUGUUUAAGCCCAUCUUUAGUGCCAGCCCUCAACCUGCCAAUCCUCAGACUGUUUCAGGGUCUGAUCAGCCCUUUGGCAGCAGUGCACCCCAGACAAGCUCCAACACUAUGGAAAGUAGCAACAACACCAGCACUGGUUUCUCUCAGUUGACUGGGACUAAGAGUGGCCCACUGGGCUUCAGCUUCUCUCAGCCUAAUGCAGCCCCCUCUAUCCCUGUCCAGAAAGACCCGCUUACCACUGUCAACAGCAGUGAUUCUACCAGCUCUUUACAGUUUACCUUUUCCCAGCCAGCCACCCCUUCCAGCACGAACACCAACACAGCCACCACACAGCCAACCACCCCAUCAUCUUUCAGCUUCUCAGCCAAAGUCCUCCAUCCCCAGUCAGUACCCUUGUUUGGAAGUUCUAGCUUUGGUCAGACCUCAUUGUUUGGUGACCCCAAAGCUAAACCUGAAAAUAGCACAGAGGAGAGUGUCAGUAACCAAGAGAACACAGGGGACACAAACAUCUUUGCACGACUUGGCAAAGGCACCAAGCGCAAAGAAGACCCAGCUGCCACCGACACCAGCUUAGAGAAGCCAGUCAAGGAGGAAACAAUCCCAGCUGAAGGAGAUGCACCAAGGCAUCCCCCGAAGAGACCUUUGUUGAGGUCUCGAGGGUCAGCUGGUGGCCUGUUUGCAAGGGCAUUGAGUGAUCUGAUAAGAAAACCAGCCAGCCCAGUGAGACAAGAAGCUGUAAAGGAGACUCUGCAGCUGGCAUCAGAGUGCAGGGAGACGGAGAAAGUUGGCAGCUUAGCUCACAGGGACCACAUAGCUGCCUUGCCACCCAGGGCACAGGCCCCCACCAGGGAGGUCCUGGAAAAAGCUGGGGAGUCAGAUUCAACAAAACCCUCAGUUGAAGAGCCUGAAAAAACAACCCCCACAAAACGCAGUCUACGCAGGGAGAGCUCUGAGAGCUUGUCGGGAUUGUCCCCCGCUGACUGCACCAUUAUUCAGUGCAAAAACGUGCCCCCAGCCCUUAACAAGAAGGAAAUAAUUGAGAAGCAUUUUGGUCACUUUGGCAAAGUCCGCAGGGUCUUCUGCCGCCCUAACAAGAAACUGGCCAUAGUGCACUUCCAUGACUAUGCUUCAGCAGCAAAGGCAAAGAAGAAGGGCAAGAUUCUGCACAGACAUGAACUCCUUCUCUUCUGGCAGAGGAAAAAGCAGAGUCCAGGGGAGAAAGGAAAAAGACCCACUGCAGGAGAGGAGCAAGCACAGCCAGACAGGCAUACCACUGAAUCUGAAGCAUCCUCCUCCCCUCUUCGGAAACCUGCGCUAAGAGCUCCAGCUGUCGGCAGCGCCAUGACCUUCAGUCGCAGCUCUCCUGUGAAGAAGCCAUCCCUGGCCAAGCCUGUCCAGUUUGACAGUGAGCCCCAGCAAGAAGCGACUGUUGUGACCCAGAGAUCAGAUCAACAAGUACCACCCUCCCUCUUCCACUUAAUUGGCCAGGUGGCUGAGACAGCAGAGGAAAAGUACCGCCUCCUGGAGCAGAGAGACAAGAUCUUGCGUCAAGGUCGACCUAAGUUGACAGACCUGGACCUAUCCAAGGUUUUUGUAGGGACAUGUCCUGAUAUGUGUCCAGAGAAGGAGAGAUACAUGAGGGAGACACGGAACCAGCUCAGCGUCUUUGAGGUCACCCCAGACACAGAGACGGUGGAUCACAUGGCAGCCAUUAAGGAGUACAGCCGCUCAUCAGCAGACCAGGAGGAGCCCCUGCCCCACGAGUUGCGCCCCCUGCCCAUACUUAGCAUGACCAUGGACUACCUGGUCAUCCAGAUCAUGGACCAGGGCCAUGACAACUACCGAGACUGGUAUGACUUUGUCUGGAACAGGACCCGCGGCAUUCGCAAGGACAUCACCCAGCAGCACCUGUGCUGCCCUCAGACAGUGUCCCUGAUUGAGAAGUGCACACGCUUCCACGUGCACUGUGCACACCACCUGUGCGAGGAGCACAUGAUGACGUUCGAUGCCAAGAUCAACAAUGAGAACAUGACCAAGUGCCUGCAGAGUCUGAAGGAGAUGUACCAGGACCUGGCCAUGCGCCAGAUCUACUGCCCCUGUGAGGCUGAGUUCCGCCAGUACAACGUGCUACUCAAGCUCAACGACGGCGACAUUCUUCGGGAGGUCCAGCAGUUCCGCGAUGAGGUGCGCAACUCAAUGGAGGUAAAAUUUGCAGUGCAGGCAUUUGCAGCGCUCAACAGCAACAACUUUGUGCGCUUCUUUAAGCUAGUGAAGAGGGCGUCUUACCUCCCCAGCUGCCUCCUCCACAGAUAUUUCAAUCAGGUUAGAGCCAAAGCCUUAAGGACCUUGAACAUAGCCCACACAGUGGGUUCUCAAAGGUCCACAGCCUUUCCAGUCGAAGACAUGGUAAGGAUGCUCAUGUUCCGUGAUGCUGCCGAGGCAACCAACUUCUUUCAACAGUAUGGCCUCGAUGUAAAUGAUGGCGUUGUGGAACUAAGCCGGAUAGCCUACCAAGAGCCAGAGCUGUCUCUGCGCCAGAAGAAGUCAGAGGCCAUCCUGGAAAAGAGAACAGUGCUCAUCGGAGAGGUGGUAAAUGGAGGCCCUCUCCCCAACCCUCCCCAACACACCCCUUUCGCUAGCUUCGAUUCACAGAACAAGUACCGUGGAGGGGACCCAUUGGCUGAGCCCACCCCAAGCGUUUUCAGGACCAGCUCUGUGGCCACAACAACAAAACUAGAGGUCAAAGGGAAGAUGGAGGCUGAGAAAAGGCUACAGCUUAAGCCAGCCAAGCUGUUGCCAGAAUCCAGAUCAAUGGGGGAGCCCGAAGCAGGCUCAGACGCCACAAAAACAACAGCCACAGACGAGACAGAGGAGCCCAGCGAAGCCUCCAGUGACCUGACCAUCAUGGCUGAGCCCCAUCAGCUGUUCCAGCCUGUCGCCCCACCUCAGCUUGACAAACCCCCAUCACCCCCACCCAAACCUCAGCCUGUGUACAGCGAUGAGGAAAUUUUGGCUGAGCUUGAGAGCAUGGUGGAAGAGGUAGUUGAAGCAGCAGUGAGUGAGGUAGCCAGCACUGGUGCCAACUAUGCCUCAAUAGCUGUUGUGGAGAGUGGUGGGCAGGUGGAGAUGCUGGUGAGUGAAGUGGUGGGUCAGAUGCUCCAGGAGAUGUCUUCCACCGAGAUCCGAUUGGAACAGGAGCAUGUUGCUGAAGAGAAACGCAAGCAAGAGGAGACCAGGAGGAGGCAGGAACACGAGGCUUUUCUGACCCAAUUUAGCCUCUCCCUAUGCACAGAGAUCAUCCAGGAAGUACUAGACAAGAGCAUUCGAGAAACAGCUGCCUCAGAGAUCCAGGAGGCAGUGAAAGAGAAAGCUGAGCGUUUGGCACGUUGCACGGAGCAGCUGUGUGCCAGUCUAGUGGAGGAAACCUUGGAUGGAGAGAUUGCCUUAUUGGCUGAAGACAUCCUGGAGACAGAGCUCCAGCUCAUCUAUAAGUACAUCAAAAGGUGGCGUGAUGUAGUAGCGGUGCGUCGGCAGCUGAAGAGGCAGAUGAGAGGUUUCCCUGCUGCUCCAUGCUGUGUGGACCCUCGCUUCAAACUGAAAGCACUGGCCCCCAGCGCCCCCUCACAGCCCUCGCUGGAAGAUCUUAGCCGAGGUGUGGUCAACCUGGGUAACACUGGCACCCUUGCCGUCUCCAGCACCAGGUCACUGAAGAUGAGACAAGAAGUGCUUCACCAGAUGAGAGUCCACUACUACUAUCAGAGACUUUUGGAUGAGUCAGUGUGGGCACCACUGGAUUUACCAGCACUGGUGGCAGAGAAUAUUCCCAACCCCCCGGAUCGAAUCUUCUGGAAGGCUGCCCUCCUGUUGCCCAACGACCACGAGAGUGUAGCCAGCCUGGCAGACAAGGUCCUAUCAGACUGGCUGGAAGCAAAGUUUGGUGGUAAUGAAGGGUCAGAAGUCGGGAAGAAGCAGCCAGAUGGCUCACUGCAGACACUCUAUGUCACCAGUGUACUCCAGGAGAACAGACAACGCACACACAAAGUCCACAUCAGCAUCAAGGUGGCCCAUGGCCCUCUGACAGAGGAAGGCCUGUCCAAGCUGGAGGAGUGCUGUGAGCUCCAAGGCACAGGGGCCCUGCUUAUGCUGCUCCCCGCUAUGCCUGCCCUUGCCCCUGAAGUCAGACAUGAGGACAAGGAUGUGCCUCUUCUCUCAGCCCUGCUGCAGCUGAAACAACUCCAGCAGGCAAGCCCCUGGCAUUGCCCACUGCCCCUGGUCAUACUGAUGCCCGGACCUGCCAACACAGACCCGAACAAUAUACAGAAACUUGAAGAAGCCCUGAUGCUGCAGGAACUGGUGGGGGAUAGUCUGAUAUCAGAAUACAUAUUUUUCCACAUACCAGAGACCACCAGUGACCUUCAGGGUUCCCAACAGCUAAACCAGGCUAUGCUUUGGCUGCUGGCCCGGGCCCCUCCACCUCACCCUCUCUCCUGCCAGACCCUUGUGCAGUUCGUAGAAGCUGGCUUGAGCCAUGAGUUUAGCACCAAGGUCUGUUCCCAUCGCCAGGAAAGGGCAGAUGCAGGUCUCUCUCCUCAGGACCCAGCACCAGUCAUCCAGCUAUACAAUUCUGUCGUGGCCCAUCUGGCAGAUACAGUGUCCUCCCAGGACCUCUCCACCCUCUCCUGGCCACCAGAGGAGUUCUACCUGCCUGACCACCGUGACCUGGUGCCCCAUCUGGGCUGGAACUCUGCCCAACACCUGGCCUGGCUGCACAAAGCCAUCCUCAGCCUGCAGAUCCCAGAAUGGAAGCUGCCAUCUAUCACUGCCUCAUGGUCCCAGCUUUGCUCCUCCAUCUACUGCUACGCCUCUCAGAUCCCAGUAUCACGUCACAGCAAACCCCUCCUGAUGUCACGGCUUGACAACCUGCUGGAGAGGGUCAGACUCCGGAGCCAAUGGAGCCAAGUGGCCAUGGAUAACGGAGGAGCCAGGGACGAGAGUGGGGGUUCGGCAUUCCAUCAGAUCCCCUUGGACGAUGUGCUGAUGCUAUGCAUAGACCACAAACUGAAGGACUGGCGGAGCCCCGGUUCACUUGUCUGUGAAGAUGCUAUGACAGACGAUGGGGAAAUCCUAGUAUACUUCCUCACAGAGUCCCUGAAGGGUUUCCAACCACCUGAGGAAUGGCUCCAGGCCAUUAAGUGUACACACAAGGAGAAACAGCAGGAGACAGAAGUGGCCGGUGCUGCCAGUUAUGACCCUUCAUCUAAUCUAUCCUUAACACAGAGGCUGUUCCAGAGCCUGACAGAGCCUGAUACACUCCUAGCAGCUCCAUUGGACAUCACACACACACCUACACCGGAGGAGCUGCUUUCCCUCCAUGUCCUCCAGAGCUUCGAGGAGGAGAAGGCUCAAAGUCAAAGGAGUAUGGAGCAGCUUCAGCACUGGCAAAAUGCCAACCCACUGGACUACUUCUCAGUGUCCCUCUUCAUGCCAUCCUCCACUCUACUGUCUGUCUCCACUCUGAUGCCACAGGCUUCCAAGACUCGAGGUUCCCCACUCCAACAGGAAGUGAAGCCUGAUGAUUCUGCACAGAAAGUAGACUGGCCCAAGAACACUCCAGUAUCGAUGGCAUGUCAGCUGAAGGAACUUAAACGACAGAUUAUGGCCAGUCAAGAGGAGGAACUGGCCUGCAGACUGAAGCUGAAUGGCCUAUUGAGCGUUGUAGAUGACUGAUUGCGUAAUGUUAAGUAGAGAUAAAAACUUAAUCUCCCAAACCAAACUUGUGGUGUCUGAGCUUUACCUUGCUUUUUAUUUAUUGAUUUUGGCUCCUGUUGAUUGCAAUGUUUGUUUUAUUCUUUUAUGUAGAACUUGUACUGACUUUUAGCUUUAGUUAAGUCCUUCACUUUUUUGUUUUGUUUUGUUUUUUUAAUGUUUUAGUUUUUCUCAGCUGAAUGUUUUUAAAUUUGCAAAAAUUGUGAUAAAAUUGUUUUGGUUUGGUUUGGGGUUUUUUUGUAUUCCCAAUUUUCUGGGGCUGUAAUUGCUUGUAUUUGUCAAAAUAUUAAUUACUGAUAGACAAGAAAUUGCUUUGAUUUUAUGUGCUUUUACUAGACAUGGACACAUUUCUUGGUUUUACGUUAAUCAAUGAAUAAAACUUGUUUUU
This is a messenger RNA of Lampris incognitus (smalleye Pacific opah), 6907 nucleotides long. RefSeq names its product minichromosome maintenance complex component 3 associated protein (gene mcm3ap). Gene Ontology annotation, cellular component: nucleus; cytoplasm; transcription export complex 2. The transcript is spliced from 28 exons. Gene Ontology annotation, molecular function: RNA binding. The record is from RefSeq and is a predicted model, not a curated record. Gene Ontology annotation, biological process: mRNA export from nucleus. Lineage: Eukaryota; Metazoa; Chordata; Actinopteri; Lampriformes; Lampridae. The coding region runs from base 64 to 6480 and encodes 2138 amino acids.